This is a messenger RNA of Miscanthus lutarioriparius, 2709 nucleotides long. The record is from the annotation of a GenBank genome assembly. NCBI's taxonomy places the organism in Eukaryota, Viridiplantae, Streptophyta, Magnoliopsida, Poales, Poaceae.
AUGGCUGAUUACACCAAAAAGAACUCAAGAACUAUUCUAGCUUUGAAUCCUACAUUAGGUGAAGAUGAAGAGCAACAAGAUGAUGCUACUGCUGCAGAAGAACCAGCAGCUGACAUCGAGUUGAGGAAGAAGCAUGAGGAGGCUUGGAAGGAAUAUGGCUGCACCAUAAUGUCCGAUGGGUGGACUGACACAAGCCAUCGCCAUCUCAUCAAUUUCCUUGCUAACAGUCCAGCAGGGACUUUCUUUCUAGGGUCUGUUGAUGCUUCAAGUGAGAUAGCAAAUGGACCAUUGUUGGCUGAUUUGUUGGAGAAGCAAAUAGAUAAGGUUGGGAAGGAACAUGUGGUACAGAUUGUCACUGACAAUGGAGCCAACUUCAAGGCUGCAGGGAGGCUUUUAAUGGAGAGGAUCCCACAUCUAUUUUGGACACCAUGUGCUGCCCAUUGCUUGGAUUUGUUAUUAGAGGACAUUGGGAAGAUCAAUGAAUUCAACACUUGCAUCAACAUGGCAAAGAAGGUGUGUAGAUUCAUGUACAAGCAUGGGAGGAUUCUAGAUCUCAUGCGAGAUAAGAUUGGAGGAGAUCUUGUGAGGCCAGCUAUAACUCGCUUUGCCACUUCAUUUCUCACAUUGGCAAGCAUGCAUAAGAACAAGACUGGAUUGAGGAAUUUAGUGGUUAGUGAGGAAUGGCAAGCUACCAAUUUCUCUAGCACUACAGAAGGCCGGCAAGUUGAGAACAUUAUCCUUUCAAUGCCAUUUUGGAAUAAAGUGGAAUUAUGCAUAAGAGCUACACAGCCACUUCUUGUUGCUCUUAGGAUUGCAGAUGGAGAUGAGACACCUGCGGCUCCUGAGAUUAUGGCAGCCAUGGAUCAUGCAAAGGCUGCAAUCAAGGAUUCUUUGAAAGACAAACCAAAUUUACUCAAAGAGGUACUAGAAUAUUUUGACAAGAGAUGGGAAAACCAAAUGGAGCAGCAGUUGUAUGGAGCAGCCCUAUACUUGAAUCCAAGCAAGUACUUUGCCAUAAGGGAAAAAGAUAGGAGACAAGCCACAAAGCUGAGAAUUAUGUUUAAUCAAGUUAUGUGGAAGAUGGUGAGUGAUGAUGAGGACCAAAACAAGAUAAGCAAGCAAGCGAUGACUAUGAGAGUUCUUUGGUGGGGUGCAUAUGGUGGCCUGACAUAUGAACUUCAAUGUUUAGCAAAAAGGAUUGUUAGCCUUUGUUGUUCUGCAUCUGGAUGCGAGCGUAAUUGGAGUGAAUUUUCUACUGAAAAUGAAUGGGUCAAUGACAAUUGUGAACCAAUUCAUGAAGGUGCUGCCAAUGCUAUUACUUGGGCUAAUGUGGAUGAUGCUAUUGGUGCAACUCAGGGUCUAGAGGGCCGUAACUUGCCUAGGGCUGCUGCUGCUCGUACUGCUAUUCCUGUCCCUGUGAGGCGUACUUAUGCUAGGAAGCGUCCAAGGAACACAGUGGCUCAAGAUCUUGAUGAAAUAGAUGAUGAAGAACAAGAUCAGCAAGCUUCCAGCAACAAGUCAGCAAAGGAAUGGAGUUUGGGACAGUUGGACAAUGAAGAAAAGGCAAGAAAACAACUCCCACAAGCCAAGGAAGGCUGCCAAGGGCGCCACCGAUGCGGAGGACUCUCUCCGCCGGGUCAUGCUUUAAAAGCUCAGCAGAGGAGGCAGCAUGCAAGAAGCGGUCCAGCGGCGCUGGCAAAGGCGGCGGCUGCAGAGGAGGCGGCAAGGACAGCGCGGGUGCUGAGGGAGGAGAUUGCAGCAGAGAAGGAAGAAGAGGAGCUGGAGUAUGAAGAAGGAGAGGAGGUCAAGAGCCCGCGCCGGAGGUCUCCAUCUCCGCCAGUCCGCAGGCGUGGCCGCGGUGGUGGGCGUUGGGAGUCGCCUGUGUACGGCAUGUCGUCGUAUCUGAGGGACUUCUCGCAAUGCACGAAUCGGCCGAUGCUGUCCAAAACGAACUACCACGAAUGGAGCCAAGAGAUGAAAUCUGCGAAUGCAGCCCCCGCGAUCUGUGGGACGCAGCUUGAAGGAGAGCGGGUCUCGCUCCGCGACGCAUCGGCGGGCUAUGGAGGCGAUUGUCGCAGCGGUUCCCAAGGAGAUGGGGAUUCCGCCAUCGACAAGCCGGACGGCGGAGGGCGAAGCCAUCGAGGCUCAAGGUUGUUGAUGACCGUGAAGAGCAAGCGCCUACCGAGCCAAUCACCGUCGGCGGCAAGCUCAUGUAUACUGAGGAGCAAUGGCGCGCACGCUGGAAGAAGGAGAAGAAGGGCGGCGGGGAUGAUUCUGCUGGCUCUAGUUCAAAGAAUCAGCGCGGCGGCGGCCAAGGCGGCGGUGGUGGCCGCGGUCGCGGCGGCUGGCGAGGAAAGGGCCGUGGCGGCGGCCGCGAUGGUGGACGCUGUGGCGAUACCUGCCACAAUUGUGGCCAGGAGGGCCACUGGGCAAGAGACUGCCCUCAUCCACGGCGAGACAGAGAUGGUGACCGUGAUGGUGGCGGUGACCGCGGCGGCGGACGGGGCAGAGGCCGUCGUGGCGGCGGCCGCGGUGGCAAUCAAGGCCAGCACGCUGGUGGCCGAGGGGGCGCAGGCGGCGGUGACGGCGGCCACAAUGGCCGUGUGCAGUAUGCAGAAUGCGAGGAUGAUGGGGCUCUGUUUCUGGCGCAUGGGCUCGUUGAUCUUGAUAAGUGCGCGCCGGCAUACACCUAUGCUGCUCAAGAGGUGA